Scylla paramamosain (green mud crab) is the source of this 2346-nucleotide messenger RNA. RefSeq names its product WW domain-containing oxidoreductase-like (gene Wwox). Gene Ontology annotation, molecular function: protein binding. Bases 310 to 1533 code for a protein of 407 amino acids. The record is from RefSeq and is a predicted model, not a curated record. NCBI's taxonomy places the organism in Eukaryota, Metazoa, Arthropoda, Malacostraca, Decapoda, Portunidae. The transcript is spliced from 9 exons.
GUAAACAAAACCCCAGCUGGUGAAUACAUGGGCUUUAGACAACACGAAGAGAAAUUUAGAGAAAAAAACGAGAAAAGAAGCUGAUAAUUGGGAAAAAGAGCAAAGAUACAAUAGAAAUGGAACAGUGUAUAAAUUCUGGAUAAUAAGAGAACAGAGAGAGAAAGAUAAAGGAGAAAAAAGCUGAUAAGGAAAACAUCAUUGGCGCCGCUUGAAAGAGAACUUAAGUGCGGCAAGGUAAGCCUCCAGGGGUGACACAGGUGCGCAGCAGGCAGGGGUACCACAGGGGGAAGACGAGGAGACGAGAAAAUAAUGGACAUUCCUGAGACAGACAGUGAGGACGAAAUGGCGCCGGGGUGGGAGGAAAGGUGCACAGCUGAUGGUUUUGUUUUUUAUGCCCACCACGCCACACAGACGACACAGUGGCAGCACCCGCGCACCAAUAAGAAGAAGAAGGUGACAGGAGAGCUACCCUACGGCUGGGAACGACAAAUAACCGAAGAAGGGAAGGUAUUUUUCGUCGACCACGUAAACCACAAGACGACAUACACUGACCCCCGCCUUGCCUUUGCCGAGGAGGAGACGAGGUCGUUGGGUGACCUUCGGCAGCGAUUCGACAGCAGCACCACAGGGGUUCAGGUCCUGCACGGGAGAGACCUCACAGGAAGGGUCGCAGUAGUCACAGGGGGAAAUGCUGGGAUUGGUUUCGAGACAGUGCGUUCUCUGGCCUACCACGGGUGCACGGUGGUGAUGGCCUGCCGGGACGUGGCCAGGGGGGAGUCUGCGGUGGCCAGGAUACACACUCAGAGGCCACACGCAGCCCUACAUGUUCUGCAGCUUGACCUGGCCAGCCUCAUUAGUGUGAAGAAUUUUGCUCAUGCCUUCUCCCUGCAGUUUGGCCGUUGCGACAUACUGAUACUAAACGCAGGGGUAUUCGGACUGCCCCACGCACACACGUCAGAUGGAUUUGAGGUGAUGUUUCAAGUUAAUCACCUCUCGCAUUUCUACCUGUGCCUCCUUCUGCAGCCCCUCCUGGCCAAGAGUGCACCGGCGAGGGUCAUCUUUGUGUCCUGUGAGGCCCAUAGGUUCGCGAGUCUGGAUGUGGACAGCCUUAGGGAGGAGGUGCUGUCCCCCUCCCCCCGCUCCCCCUUCUCCUCCACCACCUCCUACUGCAACACCAAGCUGUGCAAUGUGCUGUGUGCCCUUGAAAUGCAGCGGAGAUUCGGUGACCAAGGGAUAAACAGCUAUGCAGUCCACCCAGGGAAUGCGGUGGCAAGUGGUCUGGCGCGGCACUGGUGGGGGUACCGCCUGCUCUUCUCCCUCGUCCAGCCAUUCACCAAGACACUGCAACAGGCAUGUGCAAGCAGCGUGUUCUGUGCCGCCAGCAACGACUUGGCGCGGUACGGUGGAGUGUAUGUCAACAACUGCGUUCCUUGUAUGCCUUCUGCUCAAGCCAUGGACAGCGUUCUGGGGCACCGUCUGUGGGUGGUGUCCCUUAAGAUGAUAGAGGGGUGUAUUAGGACAACGUGCAUUUAAUCUAUGUAUUGGUAGUAGUGGUAAAUAAGUUGUUUUGAUAGGCUUUGCUACAGUCUCUUUCUCUCUCUCUCUCGCUCGCGCCACCUGUUUUCAAGGCCACGUGACUAGCAGGGUUCUCAAGAGUGUUUCUCCUGUUAAUAGUGUGCAAAUGUUGUUAAUCUGUCACUGGGGCCAUAAAAAACACUAAUAAAAACCCGUGUCACUUCAACUACAGCCUUUUAAAGAGUGUUUCUCCUGUUAGUAAUGUAGAAAUCUUGUUAAUCUGUCACUAGAACCGUAAAAACCCUUAAAAACCCGUGUCAUUUCAACUACAGCCUUUUAAAGAGUGUUUCUCCUGUUAGUAAUGUAAAAAUAUUGUUAAUCUGUCACUAGAACCCUAAAAACAUCCUUGAAAACCCGUGUCACUUCAACUACAGCCUUUUAAAGUGUUGUUCCUGUUAAUAAUGUAGAAAUCUUGUAAAUCUUUCACUAGAACCGCAAAAACACCUUUGAAAAUUUGUGUCUAUUUAACUAGAGCCUUUGGAAAGUAGUGGCGGUUCUCAAAUGUUUCAGAAGUGCUAGAGAGAGAGAGAGAGAGAGAGAGAGAGAGAGAGACUUUGGUUGUGGUGGUGGUGGCGGUGAUUGGUUAGGUUAGAUUGAAAGAGAGAGAGAGUUGGUUUAUUUGUUUAUUGUUGUGUUUUUGUUUAUUUAAUUUUGAUGUGUCCAGCCAGACCAGCCAGCCAGCCAGUUAGCUAAUCAGUCAUUAUUCAAUAUUUCUCUGUGUCACGUUGAAUUAAGAUCUUAUUGCCAAAGAAAAUAAAAGUUAUAAUUAAA